This is a messenger RNA of Prunus mume (Japanese apricot), 2296 nucleotides long. RefSeq names its product sodium/proton antiporter 1. Gene Ontology annotation, cellular component: membrane. Gene Ontology annotation, biological process: transmembrane transport; sodium ion transport. Gene Ontology annotation, molecular function: antiporter activity. NCBI's taxonomy places the organism in Eukaryota, Viridiplantae, Streptophyta, Magnoliopsida, Rosales, Rosaceae. The record is from RefSeq and is a predicted model, not a curated record.
GGGACGAAGAGGAUCGAGUAGGGCCAAACUUUUUCAAGUUUCCGAUAAUAAUAUUUCAUCAGCGGAACAAACCCAACAAGAAACAUUACUUCCACUCCCAUUUCAACUACUUCCACAUAUCUGUAAAUACUUUUCAAAUUCCAUGCAACUUGCCAAACAUUACAUAACAAAGAAGCUCUGCAGUUUACACUGAUCCAAACCCAGUACUCUCAUCGUCUUCUUCUUCUCUUCAACCCUACCUAGCUCCAAUGGCUUCCCUCUCAAUUGGGGUCCGCUUGCCUCCAUCCCACCACCAUUUGAAGAAACGCUCACUGCCCUUUCUUUCUCAGACCCAAAGCUUAUCUCCUUCUCAGCCUUGCUUUGGCUCAUCUUUGCGUGGAAUUCGAGGCUCAAGAUUGCCGGGGAGUGGUAUACUGGCCAGAGCUGAAGACAAAGCUAGAGGUUCGAAUUCUUCUUCUUCGUCGGCUCAGCAGCAGCAAGUUCAGCCCAGCUCUGAGAAAGAGUUUCAGGAUUUGUCCCCAAGUUCUGGAUCAUGUGAUCCUUUAUGUUCAUUGGACGAAACGAGCUCACAUGAUUUUGAGGCCAAUUACCGGCCAAAGACUGAUUUGCUGAAAGCUAUUGCAGUACUUGCAGCAGCUGCAACAGGGGCAGUAGCAAUUAACCAUUCCUGGGUUGCUGCCAAUCAGGAUGUUGCCAUGGCAUUGCUGUUUGGAAUAGGAUAUGUGGGCAUCAUCUUUGAAGAAUCUCUGGCCUUCAACAAAAGUGGAGUAGGUUUGUUAAUGGCUGUGAGCCUGUGGGUGGUGAGAAGUAUUGGGGCUCCUUCAACUGAUAUAGCUGUUUCAGAGUUACAACAUGCAUCUGCUGAAGUCAGUGAAAUAGUAUUUUUCUUGCUUGGUGCAAUGACAAUUGUAGAGAUCGUUGAUUCUCAUCAAGGAUUUAAGCUGGUUACUGACAAUAUAACCACUCGAAAGCCAAGGACGCUCCUUUGGGUGGUGGGUAUUGUGACUUUUUGCCUUAGUUCAGUUCUUGACAACCUGACAUCUACCAUUGUCAUGGUUUCUUUACUGAGAAAACUAGUUCCUUCCUCCGAAUUUCGCAAGAUUUUAGGAGCUGUUGUUGUCAUAGCAGCAAAUGCUGGUGGUGCAUGGACUCCUAUUGGUGAUGUUACCACUACCAUGCUGUGGAUACAUGGUCAGAUAUCCACAUUGGAAACAAUGAAGACCUUGUUUAUACCUUCAGCCGUUUCUCUUGCUGUUCCGCUGGCACUCAUGUCCCUGACUAGUGAAGUAAGUGGGAAAGCGCCGGACACGUCCAAUGUUAUGGCAUCUGAACAGAUGGCUCCUCGGGGAAAGCUUGUUUUUUCUGUAGGCAUUGGAGCUUUGGUUUUUGUUCCAGUGUUCAAGGCCCUAACUGGUUUGCCUCCUUACAUGGGUAUUCUGCUGGGACUUGGAGUCCUUUGGGUUCUGACUGAUGCUAUACAUUAUGGUGAAUCAGAAAGACAAAAGUUAAAGGUACCACAGGCUUUGUCACGAAUUGACACUCAAGGAGCACUUUUCUUCCUUGGCAUCCUGUUGUCUGUUAGCAGCCUGGAGGCAGCGGGAAUUCUUCGAGAGUUAGCAAAUUACCUGGAUGCUCACAUCCCCAAUGUUGAACUGAUUGCAAGUUCAAUAGGAGUUGUAUCGGCAAUUAUAGACAAUGUUCCACUGGUUGCUGCAACUAUGGGGAUGUACGAUCUAACUUCCUUUCCAAAGGAUUCUGAGUUUUGGCAACUGAUUGCAUAUUGUGCUGGUACUGGUGGAUCCAUGCUAGUUAUUGGUUCUGCAGCUGGAGUUGCUUUUAUGGGGAUGGAAAAGGUGGACUUCUUUUGGUACUUGCGGAAGGUGAGCGGUUUCGCUUUUGCCGGUUAUGCUGCCGGUAUUGCUGCCUAUUUAGCAGUUCAAAACCUCCACAUCUCCCUACCAACAACUGUAGCUCAGGUUCCUUUCCUUUCUGGUUCUUGAGUCGAGGCUUCCACAUGAAAAAAGCAAGUUGAACUUAGGUACCUUUAAAGCUUUGGGAAGGUGGCUGCUGCAUUGCAUUUUGUGUCUUAAUAAAGUGGCAAAAGUAAAAUAGCUUUAGGAAUUUAAAAGGUGAUAAGAUAGUUACAAAUUACUUCACUCAUAACAGGUCACAGGAUAUUGAAAAACAUAAGAGGAUCUAUAAAGUCAUUGUAUUCGGUACUGUAAGAAGAUUAUAUGAGAUCCAUAAAGUCAUUGUAUCCAGUAUUGUAAGAAGAUUAUAUGAGAGAUAAAACUCU